AUGGCGGAGAAACACUUGAUUGUUGUCCACAACUAUCUCAAAGACAGGGACGCCUAUGGAUUUGCCUUGAGACCUCAACACGUUCAAAGAUAUCACGAAUACCUUAGCAUCUAUACGGAGGAAGAGACAGAGAGGGGAGAGAAAUGGAAAAACUUUCUUGACCGGCUUGAAGAUUCCCCUGAAUCUUGUUCCUCUGAAGAAGAGUUCCAGGAUACAUUGCCUGCUGAUGAUGGUUCAGAAUCUGGAGAGGAGAGUGCUGCUUCUGGGGAAGGUUCAAGAAAGAAGAAACAUGAUGAAUCUGAACUUGGUGGUGAAGCGGUGCAGGACUUUGAACAAUGUAGCUCAGAAACAGUUGAUGAGCUUUCAAAAGAGAGUCAACCAGACAAGGGGGCAGAGGUUUUCGAAAAAGACAGCAAACCUGUGAAGGAUGAUAAGGAGCAACUUGAAUCUGAAGAUGAGAGUACUGCUUCAGGGGAGAGUUCAAGAAACGGGAAACAAGAAUCUGAACCUGGUGGUAAAGAAGUGAAGGAUCCUGAAACAGUUGAUGAGCUUUCAAAGGAGAGUGACUCAGACAAGGAGGCGCAGGUUCUUGAAGAGAGCCAAUACUUGAGAGUGAAGAGUCUUGAAAAAGACAGCAAAGCUGUGGAUGAUGAUGUUAAGGACCAAUCUGAAUCUGAAAAGGACAAGGAGAAGGAGCAUUCAGACGAAAGCCAAUCUGAUGAAGAGAAACAAUCUCAAUCAGUGAAACCAACCGAAGAUCAAGUAGACAUUCAACAAGAAAAUGAACCAGAAAAGCCCUUGGCAGAAGCAGAUAAAUGUGAAGUGGAACAUGAAAAAGGACAACAAGAGAAGAAGCCCCGUUCAGUCAUAGAAUGGGCUGACAUCAGACCUUGUCUUUCCUCCAUAGAAGAUAUGAUGUGCACUCGUGUUAAAAACGUAAAUGAUAUGAAUAACAGUCAGAGAAGUUCACGGAUAAACAAAUCACUGUCUUCCAUUGUAGAAUCUGAACAAAAGUCCGGAGAAAGUGACCAUGACAAUGAUGUUGCUCAAAAUAGUGUUUCUCCAAAGCCAUUCUUCCCUUGGUAUGAAGAACUUGAGGUACUUGUUCGUUUAGGAGUACCAAGGGAUCUCAGAGGAGAGGUUUGGCAAGCCUUUGUAGGUGUGAAGGCAAGAAAAGUGGAUAAUUACUAUCAUGAUUUGUUGGACCACAUAACUAACUUUGAUGAAAGCAAGGAACAUGAUGUUCAAAGAAAGUGGAAGAAACAAAUUGAAAAGGAUAUACCAAGGACGUUCCCAGGUCACCCUGCUUUGAAUGAGAAUGGUAGAGAUUCCUUAAGACGGAUACUUCUAGCUUAUGCUUGUCACAACCCAUCUGUUGGUUACUGCCAGGCUAUGAACUUCUUUGCUGGCCUAUUGCUUCUGUUGAUGCCAGAGGAAAAUGCAUUUUGGACUUUGGUUGGAGUCAUUGAUGAGUAUUUUUAUGGCUACUAUACAGAGGAGAUGAUAGAAUCUCAGGUUGAUCAACUAGUUUUUGAAGAGUUGAUGAGAGAAAGAUUCCCAAAACUCG
This is a messenger RNA of Eruca vesicaria subsp. sativa (arugula), 1567 nucleotides long. The record is from the annotation of a GenBank genome assembly. NCBI's taxonomy places the organism in Eukaryota, Viridiplantae, Streptophyta, Magnoliopsida, Brassicales, Brassicaceae.